Molecule: messenger RNA, 6663 nt
Organism: Meriones unguiculatus (Mongolian gerbil)
Lineage: Eukaryota; Metazoa; Chordata; Mammalia; Rodentia; Muridae
Gene: Nol4l
Product: nucleolar protein 4 like
Exons: 11
Coding region: 461-2500 (679 amino acids)
Source: RefSeq, a predicted model, not a curated record
GCCGGAGCAGAAGAAGCAGGAUGAACCGCGCGAGCUGACAGCCACCGCUGCCGCCCGCGCCCAGGCUCGGUCUCGCUCUCCGCGCCCGGGGCCGCUCCCCGCCUCCCGCCUCUCCUGGCCGCCCGCGGGGCGGCCCGCCCCCUCUGCACCUCCGGGCCCGGAGCUGCCUCCAUCGCUCCUGCAUCCCGGACGGGGGGAGGAGGAGGCGGAGCAGGAGGCGAGCCGGAGCCGCCGCCGCCAACGCCGCCGCCGCCGCCGCCGCCCGAGCAGGACAGAGCGCGCCGCAGCCCCGCGCGUCCGGCCGCCGCCCGCGCCCAUCCAGCAGCUGCGCCCGAGCCACACCGCGGGACAGCCCGGGCCGCGGCGCGCCUCUGCCCAGCCCGGCCCGGCCCAGCCCAGUCCCUGCACCGGGCGGCCCGGUGGCCGGCCCGCCCCCGAGGGCGCCAGGCGCGGCGGGAGGAUGCCGAAGCCGACGCUGCUGCUGCGCGGGGGCUGGGAGCGCGAGCGCAGCCCCGGGGACUCGGAGCUGGGCCGCCAGUUCCGGGACUGGUGCCUGCGCACCUACGGCGACUCGGCCAAAACCAAGACGGUGACACGCAGCAAAUACCAGCGGAUCGCCGAGGUCCUGCAGGGCGGCGGCGGGACCGGCGCGGGCAGCGGCCCGGCGGCCGGCGAGAAAGGCAAGUUCCAGUUCUGGGUGCGCUCCAAGGGCUUCCGCCUGGGCAGCGGCCGGGAACCCAAGAUGGGCCAAGUGGUGUAUGUGCCGGUCAAGACGGGCUCGGGGGCAGAUGGCCUGUCGGAGCCCGAGGGCAUCUCUCUGAAACGGGUUGCUGUGGUGGAAGAUUUCUUUGACAUCAUCUACUCGAUGCACGUGGAGAGCUCCGCAGAGCCAGGCAAAGCCCCCAAGCACGCUGGGCAGAAGAAAACCUACCGAGCGAUCGCGGAGACCUACGCCUUCCUCCCCAGAGAGGCUGUGACUCGGUUCCUCAUGAGCUGCACGGAAUGCCAGAAGAGGAUGCACUUUAACGCCAGCGGCCCGGAGCCCAAAGAGAAUGAGCCUCCAUCCCCUCUGGUAUCUGGCAUUAUUGACUACAACAUGCCCCUCACCUCCACCUACUUGAAACAGAUGAAGCUGCGAGUGAUGAACUCUCAGGAGCAGGAUGAAACUUCAGUGAGUAGUGAAGAUUUUGAUAUGAAUGACUCCACAUGGAUGUCAGCUGACCCCCACCUGGCCUCCAGCCUGAGUCCCAGCCAGGAGGAAAGGAUGCGGAGCCCGCAGAACCUCCAUAGCCAAGAGGAUGACGACUCCUCAUCCGAGAGCGGCAGCGGCAAUGGCUCCUCUACCCUGAACCCAUCCACUUCGAGCAGCACGCAGGGCGACCCCGCCUUCCCUGAGAUGAAUGGCAACGGGGCUGCAGCCCCCAUGGACUUCACUGCCAGCGCUGAGGACCAGCCCAUCAACUUGUGUGACAAGCUCCCACCGGGCACAGGUCUGGGCACGCCGUCCUACCCUUCCGAUGGCUGCGGCACUGACGGUCUACGGAGCCGCGUCAAGUACGGGGUAAAGAGCACUCCUGAGUCUCCCCCCUACAGCUCUGGGAGCUAUGAUUCCAUCAAGACCGAAGUCAGUGGCUGUCCCGAGGACCUGACAGUGGGCCGGGCCCCGACCGCAGAUGAUGACGAUGAUGAUCAUGAUGACCAUGAGGACAAUGACAAGAUGAAUGACUCAGAGGGCAUGGACCCUGAACGGCUCAAGGCCUUCAAUAUGUUUGUGCGGCUGUUUGUGGAUGAGAACCUGGACCGCAUGGUGCCCAUCUCCAAGCAGCCCAAGGAAAAGAUUCAGGCCAUCAUUGAGUCAUGUAGCCGGCAGUUCCCAGAGUUCCAGGAGCGGGCCCGCAAGCGCAUCCGCACGUACCUCAAGUCCUGCCGCCGCAUGAAGAAGAAUGGCAUGGAGAUGACCAGACCCACUCCUCCCCACCUGACCUCAGCCAUGGCAGAAAACAUCCUAGCAGCUGCCUGUGAGAGUGAGACAAGAAAAGCAGCUAAAAGGAUGCGCCUGGAGAUCUACCAGUCCUCACAAGACGAGCCCAUAGCCCUGGAUAAGCAGCACUCUCGGGACUCUGCAGCCAUCACCCAUUCCACCUACUCACUGCCAGCCUCUGCCUACUCCCAGGACCCUGUGUAUGUCAACGGUGGCCUCAACUACAGCUACCGUGGCUACGGGUCCUUGAGCAGUAACCUGCAGUCCUCUGCUUCCCUCCAGACAGGAAAUCACAGUAACGGGCCCACAGACCUCAGCAUGAAAGGCGGGGCCUCUACCCCCACCCCUCCCACAGCCACCCCUCCCAGCAACAGCACCAGCAGGACCAUGCCCACAGCCCAGCUCAGCCCCACGGAGAUCAGCGCUGUGCGGCAGCUCAUCGCUGGCUACCGAGAGUCCGCAGCCUUCCUGCUGCGUUCUGCGGAUGAACUGGAAAACCUCAUUUUACAGCAGAACUGACCCCGCUGGCCCCCAGAGUGCACGACACCAGGGAAGGAGGCUGUGCCAGCCUGGACCGAGCUUCCUGCCUCACCAGUUGGUACAUUGUUUUCUGAAAGAGGUGGGGUCCAAAAGAGCCGUUUCUAGCCGCACUCCGAGCAUCUGAGACUUUGGGCACAAGGACACUUUUGUUUUUGUUUUUGUUUUUAAUUUCACCACACAGGUGCUCUGACCUGCUUGGAAAGAGGCCAGUGGGGCAGCUCUAAAAGGGUUGGGGCUCCUCUGACAAGGCACAGGGGCUGCAGCUCUAUGUAGAAUCACCUUCGUGGACCCUGAUGUUAGAACCCCCAAUAAUUACCUUUCAAGUCUUAGGUGAGCAGAAUUGCAUAUUUAUUGAGAAGAGCAAAAGUGGACCGUUUCCUCCUCUCCCCUUAGUAAUUUAUUUUUCUGAAUGGAUUCUUUUGUGUUUGUACAGAUUGCCAGUCUGUGUCUGUCUGAUCAGAAGGAUGUAUCCCUGUACCUAACAUUCCAUAUCACUACACUGAUGGGGGCUGGGCCAGCCGAGCUGGGUGCCAGCUCGCUGCCCUGAGUGCCCAGCACACCUCUGGGAAGGCCACCACACUCCACUAGGCUGUCUUGCUGAAGAUCCCAGUGCUGCCACGGGGACACUGCCAGGCACUGCCAAGCAGGAGGACCUCACCCACACUCACUGCAGACAGAAGCACCCACCCCUCCCUACAGAGUCCCAGUCACACGGCCACCUGUAUUCUACCUCACACUCCAGCGUGGGCUUUUCCAGGAUGUGCUCCAAGUGUGUUCCGAAUGGCUGUCUCCCCAACUCCCACACAAUGUGUCUAUCUGCUGGGAGGUAAAUCAGACCCAGUGUCUAAGAGCCAGAGCCCAGAGGGGCUCGGCCCUUAAAACCAGCAGCUUGCCAUUGCCUGGCUCUUGUAGAUGCUUGACAGGAUAGUUGUGGGAGCUGGUCAAGGACCCAGGUCUAACGAACACAGGCCCCAGCCCCCAGAUAACCUGCCGGAAGGAAGGGCCACGUCUUCAGGGCCAGCUCCCUUGUCAGGCGUCUGUGUGCCCCGGGGGACCAAAGCUUCCACCCCUCACCUCAUGAUGGGAGUAAAGGGAUCAGAUCGUCUGUGGAAGUGGGGAACUAUUUGCGUUUUCCUAGGACCAGACUUUCUUCUAGAAAGGCCUGUCCUGUAAGAAACCCAGUCCCUGGAGUGUGACAAGGGACAAGAAAAAGCUUACCUGGUUUCCUUCCUCCCUGAUAGGCACUUCCUCUUGCUCUGUGCAAUACCUACCAGUGCUGCUAAAACCAGGGAUUCACCCAGACCUCAGCAGGCCAGGGGGCCUCUCCCUCAACACUCCGUAGCCAUGACAGCAGCACUCUGCUGCCUGCCCCUGCCCAGAGCUGGCAGAAGCCCUGUUGCCUUUCUUCCCUCAGAGCAAGGAGGCCUCAGGGGAGCCAGGGCUGAGUGGACAGAGAUAACCACAGAGAGCCACACUUGAUCCCAGAGCAGGUGCCCUUCCCGAACUGGUUAUGGGAAGGGACCGCUUGUGGCAGCCUGGCAGAGCGCCCCUCUGCCGGGUGGACAGGCAGUGCCAGUGCAGAUGCCCUACCUAUUCCGAUUCAGGGCUGGAAGGCAGGGCUCCCACCUGCACGCUCCCACCCUGCGGUUCGAUGUGGUCUUCGAGGCCUCCAAUGCCUACCCAGCCACACCACCUCUGCCUUCAUGUGCCCGCUCGCCAGGCCUCUGGACUGGGCCAGGACACCUGAGCCCCUACGUACAGCACAAACUCCAGUGCCCAGGGCCUUCCCACAGCUGGCCGACCAUGUGCCCAGAUCCCCACCUGCUCAGUAGGACUUCUGGAUGUUUGAAUUUGUGUAAAUAUUUAUUUUUGUGUGUGAAUACUACAAAGUAAUCAGUAGAUCUUUUUGCAAAAUGUUACCCCCCCCAGGCAAUUUGUGAAAAUAUUAAUGUUAAAAAUUGGCAGAGACAAUCGCCGCCCUAGAAUUUCUGAUAUCAAUUGCUUACCAUGUCAUUUCUGCUCCCAGAGGCAGUACCCAAGCUAGAUGAAAAUGGUUUGCAUUUUUGGAAGAGAGGAGAGAAGAGACUAGGCAGGGCCUUCUCUCCCCCUCCCCCGCUCGCCAUGGGACACACCUGUAAGAAUAAGCAUAGUCUACGUCUAAGUGGCGUUUCCUAACUGUUGCCAGCAGCCGCGACCGGCCACCAGCAGCCUGCACCCAGGGUACGGUGUGAGCACAGCUUCCACGUGUUUUGCUUUCAAGGGAAACAGAACCAAUGCCAGUGCUGAUGGCUUCCAGAUGGGCUGCGGGACAGUGGCUGCUGUCAUGCCGCCCUGGGCCUCCUCCCAGAGACGCUGUUCCAAAAGCCUCAAGAGCAGCCAUAUCAGGAGCAAGUUAGUGUGGACACGGGAUUCCAUUACCUAGUUCAGUCAGGGAACUUGUUCUGUUUUGCUUUUGUUUUAAAAGAUGCAGCUUCAAGCCUUCCCCUCCUGACUUGGGCCUGUGUUUUCCUAGGGAGAGCUUCCCAAAGCCCUGUCCAAAAGCCGCUUCAGUGCGAGGUAAGGCUCAGGGCACAGAGUAGUCAUUGGUGAUCUCAGUUGCAAUGGAAAUGCCAGUGUAGGAUCCACCAGCCCCAGAGUCCUUGCGGGGCACAUCCGAAGGUGUCGAGAGCAGUCGUGGGGCACCUGUCAGACCAGUGAUGGUGUGCGUGACCCAUCCGAAAGGAGUUCUCUCUCGCCACUCAACAAAUGCAGUUUAUUCCCGAGGACGGUGUUGGGGAGGGGCAGGCAGGGCUAGGCGGUCUCAGAGGGCUUGGAACAGGUGGAACCCAUCUGUCCCUCCCUAUUCUAAGGGCCACACAUGACCCCACAGGUGGUUAUAGGAUUAACUACCAGUUCAUUCUCGAAAUGCUGCUUUGAACUCAGAGGGUUGAUACUUUUCAUUUGUAAUUUUUUGUAAAACUUUUUACGAGAUAGUAAAGUAUUUCACCAGAAUACCAGUUUCAAUCCGUCCGUGGUCUGAUUUUUAUAUAAUUUAGUGGUGCUUUAGAAACUUUGUUUUGUUGUUUCUGAGCUCAGUAGCUCAAUCCUCUCUUGCCUGUAUCUACCUAAGACCAAUGUGAACCUUUGUAUUUUGCUCCUAAUUUUGGACUCAGUGGAAGUGUACUGUUUACAUGUACAGACGCCCCCUCCCUGUGUGUUCUGCAAGACGCGCUCUCGAGGAGGAAGACGCACCUCACUAGCUCAUCUGCUUAGCAAAGCCACAAAACAAAACCUCUCACUUUGGACCCGCUUCCACCUAAAAACGAAAACCUACCACCACCCGGAACUCAGAUUUGCCAACACACUCUGCCUGGUAGAUGCCCCGUGCCUCUAUCACGCAUUCCCUUAGGAGAGGACUCAAGCUAGCACCUCCUGCCGGCCGGGUGGGGAAUAGCACGCAGAGGAGACACUGGUAGGACUUGACCGCCCAGCCCUGGGAGGAAGUUCUUCUCUGGGCAGCAGGUAACAGGAGCAAGCCAGACAGGAGGUCAUCAAUCUGCUGGCAUAACUGAGACACAUUUUUGGGGAGAGCAGGAGUUCCGUGGCAGCUGAGACUGUGACUUGAGUGCAGAUGGUACAAGCACUUCUUCAGGGUUCCCACCACCUCUGGGGGAGGGUCAGGGGCUCCAGACAGUAAGCAUACGGCACUUACCACAAGCAGUGGAUGGCACCAACUUUUAAAGGUGACUUUAUUAAUCAAUGGUUUCACCGCUAAAUUAUAUUUUUACAGAUAUGCACCUAUGCAACUUAAUGUGGCUCUUCUAAGCAGGUGAGGACCUCCUCCUCAAUGCUCUAUAAAGUGUUUGUGUUCUGUAUAGUGAGUUUCCCAGUAAAUGUGGCUUAAUACUUUAAUUCUUAGGAUGUGUCUUUCUACGUGAUGCAGCUACUAAGUUCUGUUUUGUUUGUGGAAUGACUAGCACAGGCCGAUGCCCUCUUUCCCUCACUUACCAGAAGACCAGUGAGCUGUUAAUGAGCGGUUAUCAUCAUGGUAUUACUGCUAAAUGCACUGAUGUCAUAAGUAUGUGGAACCCUUUUUCCUUUUGAAACUGUAUAUCAUAUACCAGACUGAAUCUACUUAAUAAACACUGAACAACAAACCCAAA